Molecule: messenger RNA, 2807 nt
Organism: Hypomesus transpacificus
Lineage: Eukaryota; Metazoa; Chordata; Actinopteri; Osmeriformes; Osmeridae
Gene: slc33a2
Product: major facilitator superfamily domain containing 3
Exons: 7
Coding region: 170-1423 (417 amino acids)
Biological process (GO): transmembrane transport
Cellular component (GO): membrane
Molecular function (GO): transmembrane transporter activity
Source: RefSeq, a predicted model, not a curated record
CAACUAUAAUGUUGUUCUGCAGUGUGGUUACCGAGCGGAGCAGUUUCAGACAACCGGUUCCCCUCAUUCAGCUGACCGAUCUCGUAGAUCGGCACCUUGCCAGCCAGCGUCAUGACAACCUGAACCCAAGUGAUUCAGUGUCUGUGGAGGAAAGCUGUAGAGGUGGACAAUGAACGACAAGCUGGUAUUCCUGGGCCUCCUGUACUUUGUCCAGGGGAUCCCCUACGGCCUCCAGUCCUCCCUCCUCCCCGUCUACCUGCGCGGGGCCGGCCACUCCCUCACCCGCAUCGGCCUGACCAAGGUCCUGUACUUCCCCUGGGUGCUCAAGGUGCUGUGGGCGCCGCUCGUGGACCGGGUGGGCACCAAGCGGCGCUGGCUGGUGGGGACCGUCUCCGGCCUGGCCCUCACCUGCCUCUCCAGCGCCGCCCUGGCCCCCGAGGCGCACAUCUGGGGCGUGGUGGGCACGCUCCUGGCCAUGAACGCCCUGGCGUCGGUCCAGGACAUCGCGGUGGACGGCGCGGCCGUGGGCCUGCUGAAGGGCCGCAGCGAGCUGGGCCUGGGGAACACGGCGCAGGUGGUGGGCUACAAGGCGGGCUCUGUGUUCGCCGGCGGCGGGCUCCUGGCCGUCAUCGACGUGGCCGGCUGGGGCUGGAUGUUCAUGCUGCUGGCAUGCGUGUACUGCGGCGUGGCCCUGUUUGUGUGGGGCGCCCCCGUGCUGGACGACGACUGCGUGAAGAGCCAGGCGGAGGGCAGGAAGGGGGGGGGCGACGCGGUCCAUCCGUGGAGGGUGUGGAGGAAGCUGAUGGCCGUGCCGGGGACCCCCUGGACGGUGCUGUAUGUCCUCACGUACAAACUUGGUGAGCAAGGAGCGGUCACCAUGUUUCCUCUGUUCCUAUUGGACCACCACAUGACGGCGCGCGAGCUGGGCUUCUGGAACGGCGUGGUUGCCAUGGGAUUCUCCAUCCUGGGCUCCUCUCUAGGCGGUCUACUGCUCGCACAGUAUACAAUACCCGGCUCCCUGAUGCGCCGUGUGUUUGUGAUGCGGACGGCCAGCAUGCUGUUCCAGAUCUCCCUGCUGGCCAUCCUGGAGCCGUCCCCCCUCAUGAAAGCGAUGGCGGUGUUGAGUCUGAGCGUGCAGCACUUCCUGGGCGGCCUGAUCACCACGCUGACCUUCACCACCAUGAUGCACUGCACCCAGAGAGCCGAGGAGAGCGUCCAGGCCACCCACUACAGUUUCCUGGCCACGCUGGAGGUCCUGGGAAAGCUGAUGUUCAGCGCCCUGGCCGGGGGCGUGGUGGACUGGGUGGGCUACCACUCGGCCUUCCUCUUCUUCCUGGUCCUGUCGGCCGGCACCGCCCUGCACGUCUGGAGAGCCACGGAAACAGGUGCCCUCCGCGAACACCUGAAAGAGCAGCCGCAAUGAACCCAGCCUCCCCUCCACCGAAACCCUUCCACUCGCCCCGCUGCCAGUCACUAACACCCUCCGGAUGUAAUGGUACAGUCCAUGAUUUGGUGGUUGGCAGGAUGGGUUCUACCACUUAACAGAUGCAAAAAAGGGGUGGGCAUUAGGCAAAUGGAAAUCCAUCAGAGCCACUUGUUUGUAUGCCGAGCCAGCAAUAAUACUUCGCCAGCAGCUACGAUAUAGUUAGCCAGGAACCUGCUAGCAAGAAACAUUUCAUGUACCAUUCUGAACAGUACUGUAUGUCAUAUCAGUUUGUUAUUAUGUGAUGUUAAGCGAUGACGUUUACAAAUGUCGCCUACCUCGUGUCUCUGUAAGACUCGUAGAGGCGAGUAUCUGCUAACUUGGUUAGCUGCUAGCCUAGCGUAGCUACUUAGCAAGCGUAAAACAUUAGAUCAGGGGGUCUCCUGCCCUGUUCCGCAAGAGCUUCCUUCCUGUAUGUCUGUAUUUGCUCUAUCCCAAGUUGUCACAAACCUGAUUUGGCACGUCAACUAGCUAAUUAUUAGAACCAGGUGCGCUAGAUUAGCGUUGGAAGCGAAAACCCACCGGAAGGUUGCACUCCAGGAGCAGGGUUGGAAAUCACUAAACUGGAUAGCCUAGGUUAGUAUUUAGCUAGCUGCCGUCACAAUGAGAAGAACUAGCCUUACACUCAGCUUGGUGCCAACUGCCCCGGGCAACUUAAUUGCACAUUUUCAGGUCUUUUUUUAAAUUAUUCUUUUCUGGUUAAACAAAAGAAGAAAAGAAGCGCAUAUAAUACAAAUGUUUUUGGACUACUGACUUGGGGGUGGGUGGCUUUGCUGAUGUUUUAGGUGUCUGUGUCGUCGACAAAUGUGUAAAAUAACUAUGUUGAGUAGUACUACUGUAUGUGUAAUCACUUGAAGUGGGCUUUUGUGAACACAAUGUGUCCGUCGAACUUCAUGUUGACAACCCGCUGUAGAUCAUAUGUAGACGUUCUAAGAAUCUACAGAAAGUCCACUGCAGCCGAAAUGAAAUUCAACGAGUGGUCAGGGUAGGUUGAUAGUAAUAAUCAAGGUAGUUCAAUAUACAGUGUGCACAAUGUAGCUCACAAGUAAGAACUUGCACACUUGAAUUUCUUUCUGGAUCAAGAAAUGAAAUUCAUUUGAAAGGACUUGAGCGUUUGUAGAUAGUUGGACUGGAGCAUUUAAAGAUCAUCUACACAGAUAGACUUGAAACAAGGUGUUACCCUGUCUAAUUCUGCUGCCCCUUGCGCUGCCUCUUGCGCUGCCACACCCUCUCAUGUAAAGGAGCCCUUGCCAAGGGUCUCAACUCACAGAGAGCACAGAAACCACCUGAAUAAACUGCUCAACUCUGCUGGCAUCUGUCGUAU